AUGCCGACAACGAAGCUGACGGCGGGCGAUGAGUCCCCGGCAUCGUGGGCCGACGAUGACGCUGGUCGGCUGCCGAAAGCCGAAGCGUCGCGCGCCAUCAACGAAGACGAUCCCCAAGCCAGCGGAGGAGACCUCGGACGGCCGUCCGCCGUCAUCGAGGCGGCCCGGCAAGUGCGCGCGCUUGAAGAGGCCAUGAAGGCCCUCGAGCUCGAGGCGACGGGCGGCACCAUGGAGGACGACAUGGUGCCGAUAAAGCUGGGGAUCUUGGAGGGCCUCUACCGUGACGGGUGCGGUGCGCUGUCGCGUAUAGAGGCCAAGACGGGCUCUUCACGGCGUCGUGUCCCGUUCGGCGGCGCGUACGCCACCGCACGGCUGGCGCUGGACCGCCUCCGAAAGGCGAACGCGGGGCCCAUCACCAACACAGCCUACGUGGCUGCCACGCCCCAAGCCCCGUCCUCGCCCGCACCGCAGCCAGCGUCCUGCGGGGGCACAACGGCACCGGUGAUCAUCACUGCAAAAAUGAUGAUGCAAGAUCUCUGGCGAGAAGAUCUGGCAUGGGACGACUACGUGUCACCCGCAACGGUCCAAGAGUGGAACAAGUUCACGUCACAACUUCCACUCUUGAGAAAGCUGCACAUCCCACGAAUGGCGUCGCCCAGCGGACCAACGACGCUGCGUGUCGACGGCUUCUGCGAUGCAUCCGUGAAGGCCUACGGCUGCGUGAUCUACGUGACCUUCGAGGACGAUCAGGGCCAUCGGAUAACGCGCCUGCUGUGUUCCAAGUCCCGGGUGGCCCCCCUCAAGGCAAUGACGUUGCCACGACUAGAGCUGCAAGCGGCAGUUUUGCUAGCCGAUCUCUACGUGAGAAUCAAGGACGUCUUCGGCUCCCGUGUCGACGAAACACAUUGGUGGUCCGACUCGCAGGUAGCACUAACCUGGAUCCGUUCGGGCAACUCUCGGUGGGACGUCUUCGUGAAGAACCGAGUUGCCAAAGUCCAGACGGCUACCGCGACCACCGACUGGCAUUACGUGCCUACCAAGCUCAACCCGGCCGAUAUCGUUUCCCGAGGGAUCUCGGCAAGAAGGUUGAUCCGUCCAGAAGUUAUGACGUUCUGGCUGAACGGUCCAUCAUUCGUUCAAGCGGGAUGCCACGGAAUGCUUGAGCUAAGCCCUUCCACUGAUCUCGCAGUGUUGGGUGCAGUGGCUCCGCAAGCUCCCGUGCUACUAGCCACCGUCGGGCCUGAUUGCGACGACUUGAUCGCGCAAUACCCGCACCAUUGUUCCUUGGGAAAGACGCGCCGUCACUUCGCCUGGCUCGGACGUGCGGUCAACAAUUUUAAGGCAAAAUCGGCCUUGCUACGUGCAAAAGAUCCUGGCCUUUCCGCGAUACAUGGCCCCAUGACGCUCGCCGCCCAAGAAGUUGGGCUGCGAUUCAUCUUGCUACGGAUGCAGACGACGGUCCAUCCGAAUGAAGUGCGAGAGAUGCAACUGACGGGCCACAUCACGCCAACGAGUCGCCUUCAGCACCUCAACCCGAUCUGCGUGAAUGGGGUGAUCCACGUACAAGGGCGGCUGCAGAAUGCCGAACUUGCGGAAGAGGCGCGCCUGCCCAUCCUCGUCCCGAAGUCCCACCCCUUCUCACGGGUGAUGAUCCGGGACAUCCACGAAAGGAACCACCACGCAGGCGUCGCCCUGGUGAUAGCGGAAUUCAGGACUCGCUACUGGAUGCGUGACCUCAGACGAACAGUGGCGGGGGAGCUCUCGCGAUGCGUCACGUGCGUCAAGGCUCGCCCUCGCCAAUUCACGCAGCAAAUGGGCUCUCUGCCGGUGCCUCGGGUGAACCCGUCGCCCCCGUUCACGCAUACCGGCAUCGACCUAUGCGGGCCAUUUGUUGUAGCAUCUGGGAUGAAGGGCAAUCGCAACAUCGAUGUCUACGUGUGCAUCUUUGUACGCUUUGCCACCAAGGCUGUGCACCUUGAGGUGGUGGAAGACCAAUCCACGCAAGCCUUCAUCUCCGGCCUCAUGCGCUUCGUGUCACUGCGUGGUAGGCCAAAUGUUAUUUACUGCGACAACGGUCGCAACUUCGUGGGUGCCGCUCGGGAACUGCACCGACUCCGUGACGUUUUCAACGAUGCCCAGUUCCAGCACCACGUCGUCGAACUGGCCGCCGAUGAGGGAAUCUGCUUUUCCUUCAUCCCUCCUCGCAGCCCCAACUUCGGUGGGUUGUGGGAGGCCAACAUCAAGGUGGCUAAGCGACUGCUGAAGGCGGCCUCCCGUGGCGCGCGAUUGAGGCUGAUCGAGAUGCAGACGUUCAUGCACCAGAUCUCAGCGAUCCUUAAUUCGCGGCCGCUCACAGCAAUACGUACAUCGCCCGAGGACGUCGAGGCCCUCACGCCGGCCCACUUCCUCAUCGGGCGUUCUUCCUUCAACACCCCGGCCACGUUGAAGGACGACGAGACGGAGCCCCUCCAUACACGGUGGAAGCGGGUUCAACGGAUGGCCCAGCAUUUCUGGACUCGUUGGCGGUCGGAGUACUUGGCGCACCUGCGAUGCGCAGCCAAAUCGACGCGGAAGAUGCCCAACGCCGAGAAGGGACAGAUCGUGCUCAUCGGAGACGACAACCUUCCAGUGUCUCGGUGGCCGUUGGGCGUCAUCACCCAAAAAAAGUACAUCAUCAACACCCGUCAGCUACAACCGCUGAGCGAUCAUGUCCUGCAACAGAGUCCUCCACGUUCGCGGUUGAAAGCUUUUAUCCGAAUCUCCCGGUCCCGGUUGUUCUUCGUACCCCGGUUGCAUCGCUAUCGAUGCAAUCGCAUCCUCUCAAACAAGAUCUACCUUGACCCCUCGCACUGA
Anopheles bellator is the source of this 2853-nucleotide messenger RNA. RefSeq lists its product as uncharacterized. Lineage: Eukaryota; Metazoa; Arthropoda; Insecta; Diptera; Culicidae. The record is from RefSeq and is a predicted model, not a curated record. Bases 1 to 2853 code for a protein of 950 amino acids. The transcript is spliced from 3 exons. Gene Ontology annotation, molecular function: nucleic acid binding. Gene Ontology annotation, biological process: DNA integration.